UACCCUCUCUAUAUUCAGUAGCCCAAACACAUAGGCUCUCAGUUCUCUUGAAGCAUGGGGAAGUAUGUUGUGGCUAGCCUCAUACUCCUAAUUAACCUCACAUCACUCCUUCCUUCUCUUGCUUGUCCCUACUGCCCUUAUCCAACCCCUCCUCCCCCUAAGAAGAAACCCCCAAGACCACCAUCACCACCAAAGGUCCAUCGUUCCCCUCCUCCGCCACCACCAUCUCCACCCCCACCAUCCCCACCACCACCAUCACCACCAAAGCCAAAGCCAUGCCCGCCACCACCAUCACCACCACCAAAGCCAAAGCCAUGCCCGCCACCACCCAAGGCGCCAUCAUCCAAUUGCCCGAUCGACACGCUAAAGCUCGACGCAUGCGUCGACCUCCUUGGAGGGCUUGUGCACAUUGGAAUCGGCGAGGAUGCGAAAGAGAAGUGCUGCCCGGUCCUCGAAGGGCUCGCCGACUUGGACGCAGCUCUGUGCUUGUGCACCACCAUAAAGGCCAAGCUCUUGGGCAUAAACAUCCUUCUGCCCGUUGCUCUUGAGGUGCUGGUGGACUGCGGCAAGCACUUACCAUCUGACUAUCAGUGUCCUUCUUAGGUUAUAUAAGCUUGUAUCAUGUCUUGUGAUAUGCUUUCAUUUGUGUUUGCUUGCAUCCUUACCUUCUGAAGCUCGUCAUCGUGAGAGGUUUAAAUGCCUCUCUGUCCGUUUAUUUGAAAGUUUUAAAUAAAAGUCCUCCAUGCCUGCUUCUAUUUAUUUUUAAGAAUGAAUUAUUAUUAUUAUUAUUA
Molecule: messenger RNA, 791 nt
Organism: Phoenix dactylifera (date palm)
Lineage: Eukaryota; Viridiplantae; Streptophyta; Magnoliopsida; Arecales; Arecaceae
Source: RefSeq, a predicted model, not a curated record